AUGGCGUCCCGCAAAACACAGCAAGAGAUCGAAAAGACCUUCAAGAGAGUCGCUGAAGGGAUACAAACAUUCGAGGGCAUCUACGAGAAGAUCCGUUCCGCCACAAACCCCACCCAGCGCGAUAAGCUCGAGGAGAACUUGAAACGCGAGAUCAAGAAGCUUCAAAGGUUUCGUGAUCAGAUCAAAUCAUGGGCGGCAGGCAAUGAAGUCAAAGACAAGGCUCCCUUAUUGGAGCAGCGAAAAGCGAUUGAAACGUGUAUGGAGCAAUUCAAGGCCGUCGAGAAAGAGAUGAAGACAAAGGCCUACUCCAAAGAAGGCCUAUCAGCCGCGCAACGACUCGAUCCCCGAGAAAAGGAGAAGGUGGAAGCUUCCGACUUUCUUUCUGCCAUGGUAGAUGAGCUGGGGCAGAAGAUCGAGGCGAUGGAGGCUGAAGAAGAAACACUGCAUGCGCAAAUGAAGAAGGGGAAGAAAGAUAUGUCCAAAGCCAACCGAAUGGCCGACCUUCAACGAGUGACGGAGCGACAUAAGUGGCAUGUCAACAAGCUUGAGUUCCUCAUGCGGUCCUUGCAAAAUGGCAAUCUAGAGGUGAACCAGGUGAUGGAUCUGAAAGAGAGUAUCACAUAUUACGUCGAGGAAGGUGGGAAUAUCGACUACUCCGGAGAGGAUGAGACGCUCUAUGAUGACUUGGACAUUGGUGAAGAGGUGGAGGCCCAAUUCGGAAUGGGCAACGAGAACGAUCGUGUAUCAUCACAAGAUACCCAGUCUAUUCAGGAUGAUGAGCCGGAGCCGAAACCCAAGCCAAAGGCAGAUCCCACGACGACUAGACGACCAUCAACGCAGAUGAAGUCUCCGCUUCCUGUUCUCGCUACCCUCCCAUCUGCUUCAUCCAGUGCCACCCCUGGCAUGAAACCCGCACCGCUCCCUACUCGCCUACCUGGAGAAACGUUGAAGUAUGCUUCAGCUGCGGCGGCGGCGGCGGCCAGCGACAAAAGUGGAGUUGGCAUUUUACCACUUCCCCCACCACCAGGCGCCAGCCCAGCGUUCUCCGCUGCCCUUCCCAUCUCCAAGGCAUCCUCCAUUGCCUCCCCUAGUGUUGCCCACGUGAACCCUAUUUCCAAGCCACCCAGUGCUGCUGUUGCGACUUCCUCUUCUGAAGAGCCUGCUUUUGCUUCACGAUCAAAGGUCUCCUCGGGAAUCUCGGGUACUUCAUCACCAGCCCCUGCCGCUCAAGCGGACGCGUCCAAGGCGCCGACAACGAACGGCAGCAGUGUGACGCAGGAUAGUGAGAGCAGUGAAGAGUCAAUAUGGCAUUUGCCUCCGGGACUUCAAGACUUGUUACAAUCAUUCGAGGUGACUAAGCAGCGUUCAUCAAAUGAGCCCACCCCUGCCGUGUCAAGACUUCUGGCGACUUCUCUUCAAAAUUGUCCGGAGGCUGGGGAUGCGGAAAAGCCGCGGCAUUACAAGCCCCAAAAUCCUUACAACACUCCCCUUUACUAUCCGCAGGAACCUCUUGCUAUCUUUGACGAUCCUCGGUUGUAUGAUACCGGCCGCAUCGACACUGACACCCUCUUCUACCUCUUCUACUACCGACAAGGGACCUACCAACAAUAUUUGGCAGCGAAGGCCCUGAAGAACCAAAGUUGGCGGUUCCACAAGCAAUACCAAACAUGGUUUCAGCGGCACGAGGAGCCGAAGAACAUCACCGAGGAGUUCGAACAGGGUACCUACCGAUUCUUCGACUAUGAAAGUACCUGGAUGAACCGACGCAAGGCUGAUUUCAAGUUUGUGUACAAAUAUCUCGAGGACGAGUUAUGA
This is a messenger RNA of Penicillium odoratum, 1815 nucleotides long. RefSeq names its product CNOT2/3/5 family protein. Bases 1 to 1815 code for a protein of 604 amino acids. Gene Ontology annotation, biological process: regulation of DNA-templated transcription; nuclear-transcribed mRNA poly(A) tail shortening. Lineage: Eukaryota; Fungi; Ascomycota; Eurotiomycetes; Eurotiales; Aspergillaceae. The transcript has 3 exons. The record is from RefSeq and is a predicted model, not a curated record. Gene Ontology annotation, cellular component: nucleus; P-body; CCR4-NOT core complex.